Nothoprocta perdicaria is the source of this 4041-nucleotide messenger RNA. RefSeq names its product kelch like family member 35 (gene KLHL35). Lineage: Eukaryota; Metazoa; Chordata; Aves; Tinamiformes; Tinamidae. Gene Ontology annotation, molecular function: protein binding. Bases 132 to 1892 code for a protein of 586 amino acids. The transcript is spliced from 7 exons. The record is from RefSeq and is a predicted model, not a curated record.
CCRAAGCAUUGCUGGAGUGGGACUGAAGGCUCCUUAUGGUCUCUGAAGAGCCCCUACGUGAAUGUGAGCCCUGUGAGAGGGAGCCCAAGCUUCUCUAGGUCCCACCUGGAGGACACAACUUGCUGGCCAGGAUGCAUCGGCUGAUGAAGGAAGAAUCGAGUUACAGAACAAGCAGCCUAGAAAAUGCAUCUCGGGACUCGAACAAAGAACAGCUGCACAUGAAGCUCUGCAGUGGGUCCUGCCAUGCUGAGCAAAUCCUGCAGACACUCAACUCCUACCGGCAAAGCGGCAUCUUUACAGAUGUGGUGCUGUUGAUUGAUGGGCAGGAAUUUCCCUGUCACCGUGCCACUUUGUCAGCCAACAGCACAUAUUUCCGGGCCAUGUUUGGAAGCAAUCUCAAGGAAGGCCACCAGGAGAUCAUCAACAUCCAGAAGAUUUCUGCUUCCACCAUGUCUCUCCUUCUUGACUACAUGUAUGGGGGGAAUAUCAUCAUUCAGGAGGACAAUGUUGAAGACAUCUUGGAACUGGCUGACUUGCUGCAGAUCUCCAAGCUCAGAGAUGCUUGUGUCACCUUCCUUGAAGGUCAGCUUCACCCAUGCAAUUGCCUGGGAAUCAUGAAGUUUGCCGAUUCAUUCUCCAUCGCUUCCCUGACAGAGAAGAGCAAGAGGUUCAUGYUGGAGUGCUUUGUGGAGGUGUCAUGUCAUGAAGAGUUCCUGGAGAUGGGGGUGAAGGAGCUGGUCGAAUAUCUUUCCAGUGAGCAGCUGGUGGUCCCCAAGGAGGAAGUGGUCUUUGAAGCRGUGAUGCGCUGGAUACGUCAUGAUAUACCUGCCAGGAAGGGAGCGUUGAAGGAACUCCUUGAGCAUGUGCGCCUGCCCCUGCUCGACCCCACGUACUUCCUGGAGAAGGUGGAAAUGGAUGGACUCAUCCAGGACUCAAAAGAGUGCAUUCCUCUGCUGCAUGAAGCACGCAAGUACUACAUCCUUGGGAAUGAGGUCAGCUCUUUGAGGUCAAGGCCCAGAAGGUUCAUGGAGAUGUCAGAAGUUAUCAUCAUUAUUGGGGGCUGCGAUAAGAAAGGUCUUCUGAAGCUGCCCUUCACAGAUCUCUAUCAUCCAAAGAGCAGGCAGUGGACAGCCCUCUCCAGCGUGCCCGGCUAUACCAAGUCAGAGUUUGCUGCCUGCACUCUGAAAAACGAUGUGUACAUAUCAGGGGGACACAUCAGCAGCAAUGACGUUUGGGUGCUGAGCUCCCAGCUGAAUGUCUGGAUCAAGGUUGCUUGUCUGCAGAAAGGUCGAUGGAGGCACAAAAUGGCAACGCUGCAGGGCAAGAUUUAUGCUGUGGGAGGGUUUGAUGGUUUCUACCGCCUCUCCAGUGUGGAGUGCUAUGACACCUUCUCCAACAGCUGGUCCACGUUGGCCCCGCUGCCGCAAGCUGUGAGCUCAGCGGCCGUGGUCUCCUGCCUCAACAAACUGUAUGUGCUGGGUGGUGCUGUGGAUGACAGCGCAAACACAGACAAGGUCCAGUGUUAUGAUCCAGAGGAGAACAAGUGGACACUCUUGUCCCCUACCCCUUUUUACCAGAGGUGUAUCAGUGCCGUAUGCUUGGAGAACAUCAUCUAUGUUGUAGGUGGACUCCUCAGUAAAAUCUUCAGCUACAAUCCAAAAACAGACAGCUGGCGAGAUGUGGCCACCCUCCCCGGACCACUGGAGAGCUGUGGUCUGACGGUGUGCGGAGGGAAGAUUUAUAUCCUGGGUGGUCGAGAUGAGAAUGGGGAAGGCACGGACAAAGCAUUCACAUUCGACCCUGCCACGGGGACCGUGGAGCAGCAGCCUCCACUGCAGCGCUGUACCAGUUAUCACGGCUGUGUGACCAUCCUGCAGCGCAUGAACAGAUGACCCACCUGCCUCCCAGCCAGAGCCUGCUCUUGAGACAGUGGCCAACCAGCCUGUGGAUGGACAUCCCACCUCCUCUCCCAUGGGAAAGGGCAAUCCUAGUURUUGGAGCAGAUGUGCUCCCACCAGGCCCUGGCCAACUUCUGAGGGUCUGAUGACACCAAUGCUUUUGAUGUUGAUCAAUGAUGUUGAUCUAAGUGGGAGGAAAGAAGGGUGCUGCUGGGCUGGGUGAAAGACGCGCUAUGGACCUUGCAACUGUAAGAAUCUAGUCUCUUUGCACCCCUGAAACUGCUGAAUCUGCUGAAUCUGAUCUUUAUUCCUUUUUGUUUGUUUUUCUGGCUACAGAUUAUAGUUUUCUCUUAUGGUAGAAACAAAGGCCUGCUGUCCUACAAGGACAUGUAUUCUGGUCUCUGACUUCUGAGGCUGCUGCAGUCACAGUUGGAGAAUCCAGUUCUUUAGCUAAAGCUGCCAGAUAUUUGUGCAUUUAACUCUACAGAGCUCUUUUUCAAGCCAUGGAGCUGACCUGGAUGGUGGCUGACAGCCGUGAAAUGUUAGUCCCAUUGACAGUGGAAGGCUGAGACUAAAUCCCUAAAUCCUUGGUUAAAUUAUGCAUGCUCUGACUCCAUUUUGCACAUGUUGUAUAAGGUUUCCUCCUAUCCCCCUAUAGCACAGAGUGCUUUCUUUUUUCAGGCAUGUUUUGUGUUUGGACUGUUGUUUCACGGUAUCUUUGUCAGUGAAAAGUGAAUUGUGUAGCCAAGAGUUCCUCCUUUGGAGAGCAGAGGUGAGGGAAUAUUAACAUGUAGAAGUUAGCUGUCACUUAGACAGCAACAAUGACAUGAAAAACUGGAGGAUGGAAGCUACAGAAUUGCAUCUGGCUCAGCUUAGCUCCAGAGUACACUGGUAAUUAUGAAAAUAAUAUUUAAUAGAAUGAAUACAGAGUCUUCGACAGCCCAUAUAAUCUACCAUAUUCUUAAGAUGGAAAUUGGCACAGCUUUUGGCAAUGUCAGCUCAGACUUUUCCAGGCAGGCAUGAUUUAGGAGCUGUCAUGGUCCAGAACGCUCAGCAUGUGCAACUGGGAGUAGCCCGUUUGGAAGGUGAGUUUGAUAGCACAGACUACGUUCAUCCAAGCCAGGUGGCCUCAGGGUCAAAAAAUGAACAUGAGCACAUCAAUAUGCUAGAACAGCCAUAGCUUUAGAUAUAGACUAACCUGUCUUUAGUCCAGGACUAGAAUCAGUAAUUUUGGACAGGUCCGUGUGAACAUCUGUGCUAAUCAUUUAGGAACUUAGUUCCUGCCAAAUGUAGAGUGGGGUCUCUUAAACUCCCCUUACUUGUACAUUGUGGGUAUACCCCUCUAACAGCAUGCUGCUGGCUGGCAGCUGGUCCCCCCGUACCUUCCUAUCCUCAAUUCAAAGAAGGGGUGACUUCUUAAGCUGAGGAAAUUACUACAGAUGUUGGCCCAGAUACUUCCCAUUUCAGGGACAUUAAAUUAUCUUAAACCUCAUGUUAUUUCCUCCUUCCUCACACAGAGCUGAUUUUUUACCUGAUUCUCUUUAGUUGACYAGUGCAUAUGUGUUCUGUGAGAUCUAAGAAAUUCACCUCUUUUUCAUGACGAUAUCAUGAUCAUCUGUGAAACAUGGCAUGAAGAAAUCACUGUUGACAGAAGCUGAAAUGGCUAGAACCUAGCAAGAUGCACUUCGCUAUGAGAAGAGAUCAUGUUUUUUCCACCAUUCACGAGAACAAAGUACUUUGUUGCGGGGACCAUGUCCUAUACUCCUCGUAGACAACUUUGAAAUGUUUUGGGGUUAUUAUGGUGGUGAUUUUGUAGUUAUACUAUUUGUAUUCUCAGCCUCAAAUUCUCUUUAAGAUUUUUGCACAAAGGUCAACUCUUCUUAUCGGAUCAUUAGUAGCACAAAGUGUCCUUUGAGCAAUAUAAAGAAGAGUCAGUGCUGAUAGUGGUUUCAUUCCAGUGACAAAUAAAACCUUGUGAAGAAAAUUCAGACAUUGUCACAAUACAGAACCGUUGUUCUUUUAUAUAACUUCUUUUUUUUUUCCAGAAUCUUUUCUGAUUUUCCUAAUGCCUCUUAUGAAUCUCUUGCUGUACCUCACACUUUAGACUUGUAGAAGAAACACUCUUGAAAAGGUAGAUUCAGUA